Molecule: messenger RNA, 2314 nt
Organism: Perognathus longimembris pacificus (Pacific pocket mouse)
Lineage: Eukaryota; Metazoa; Chordata; Mammalia; Rodentia; Heteromyidae
Gene: Rad18
Product: RAD18 E3 ubiquitin protein ligase
Exons: 13
Coding region: 78-1544 (488 amino acids)
Biological process (GO): DNA damage tolerance; protein monoubiquitination
Cellular component (GO): nucleus; Rad6-Rad18 complex
Molecular function (GO): single-stranded DNA binding; ubiquitin protein ligase activity
Source: RefSeq, a predicted model, not a curated record
UAGCGCGGGGAAUUUCGAGCGGCCGUAGAGCGCGGGAGGGCCGUGGGCGCGGACCCUCAGCGACCCGGAGAGCCACCAUGGAGCCCUUGGUCGAGCCUCGGUGGCCUCCGGGCCUGGAGUUCAUGAAGACAAUAGAUGAUUUGCUUCGCUGUGGAAUUUGCUUUGAAUAUUUCAACAUUGCCAUGAUAAUUCCUCAGUGUUCACACAACUAUUGUUCUCUCUGCAUAAGAAAAUUUCUGUCCUACAAAACUCAGUGUCCAACUUGUUGUGUGGCGGUCACGGAGCCAGACCUGAAAAAUAACCGCAUUUUAGACGAACUGGUAAAAAGCAUGAGUCUUGCCCGAAAUCGUCUGUUGCAGUUUUCGUUGGAGUCACCACCUCUAUCUCCUGCCUCUUCCUCUUGGAAGAAACUUCCUAUCAAAGUAUCUACUCCUGGGGUCUUCCGACAUCCUACAAACCAAGGAAGCAGACUAAUGGACAGUUUCUUGACCAGGGAAAUUGGAGAUUCCCCAUCAGAGUUGUCGAUGAAAGAAAAUGACAGACAGUUUAGCCUUCAAAAAGAGACAGGCUUUUCUCCUGAGACUGACAUGGCAGGUUUUGUAGAGAAGAUGGCACCUGGCUCCUCAGACGUUCAUGGUCCAGUGAUGCCCUCUACAUCUGCUCUGAAGCGAGAUACUAAAGUGGACUGUCCUGUUUGUGGGGUUAGCAUUUCAGAAAAUCACAUUAACAAGCACUUGGACACCUGUUUGUCGCGUGAAGAGAAGAAGGAAAGCCUCAGAAGUUCUGUUCAAAAAAGGAAGCCGCUGCCCAAAACUGUGUAUAACUUACUCUCUGAUCGUGACUUAAAGAAAAAGCUAAAGCAGCACGGAUUAUCUAUUCAAGGAAAUAAACAGCAGCUUAUUAAAAGGCACCAAGAAUUUGUACACAUGUACAAUGCCCAGUGUGAUGCUUUGCAUCCUAAAUCAGCUGCUGAAAUAGCCCAAGAACUUGAAAACAUGGAGAAGACUAGGAUGCGUCUCGAAGCAAGUAAACUCAACGAGAGUAUGAUGGUUUUUACAAAGGACCAAACAGAAAGGGAAAUAGAUGAAAUUCACAGUAAAUACCGUAAAAAACAUCAGAAUGAAUUUCAGCUUCUGGUGGAUCAGGCCAAGAAAGGAUACAAGAAAAGGAAUUGGACAUCAGAAAACAAAGUGAUGGGAAAAGGACAGGAAGAUGUUGCAAUGAAUUUCUCAGAUACCACCUUGGUAACAAACCAUUGUCUUCAGUCGAAACCAGGCUCCCCAGGGAGAUCUGAAGCCGAGGGAGCAGACGAUUCUUCUGGGUGCACUGAUAUUCAAGGAGCGACUCUUUUCUCAUCAGAGUCAGAUUCCUGUAAUAGUUCCAGCUCAGACAUCAUAAGAGAUCUCCUGGAAGAAGAGGAGGCGUGGGAAGCAUCAUAUAAAAAUGAUCUUCAAGACAGAGAAGUAAGUCCAAGACAGAAUCGCCGCACAAGAGCAGCAGAAAAUGCUGAGAUUGAGCCAAGAAACAAGCGUAAUAGGAAUUAGUGUGGGCCUUUGGCUGCUUUUUUAAUACAGUGAUAGCAUAUGGUAUUUUUGAUUACCAUAUAUAGGUUGCACAUUACCCAAGGAAACAUGUUUAAGUCUAAAUGUAAUAAUUAAUUCAGUGUCCCCGUCUUCCCUGCCUUUCCAGAAGCAGAAACAUAUUACAAAACACUUCCCUUGGUCAAUUGCCCCCUGCAUCUAAAUAUUUCUCCCUGGAAACAUGAGCAAUCAAGUGUUCACCAGCCUUCCAGGGUGGGUACGCUGCUUGGCAAAGAUAUUUGGCUUGAUAUCUAAAUUUCAGAAUGCCCUUACAUGGUUUUCCUUUUCUUCUAUAGAGAAGCCAGCUUCACAAAUCCUCUUUACCUUAACUGGCAGUUGACUUAAGAGUGACUGUGUGUGUUGUAGCUUGCACUCUUAGAGUGAGUAGUACCAAUGUAGGCAACCAGCAUGUCCAGCAGAGCAGUGACUAGAUGGUUGUUGCCCAAAAGUUUAGUGCAGUUGUUUGUUAAGCCCGUGUUUUACAUAUUACUGAAAGUAGGAUUGUAAUAUAAAGUCACAGUAAUAUAAUUGUUGAAAGUCAUAUAGUUAUUAGUGUUGUAAUUUAAAGUCACAGUAACUGGAACAUUAGGCAUAUUCUUCCGAAGUGGCACUUAAAAUGAUUGCUGUUAGUACUUUUUCACUUGGGUCAGUCGUAUCACUAACACUUUGAAUCCGAGCUGUUAAACAAGUAUGCAAUAAAUGGAUUUCAUAAAUGAGUAGACUUUUAAAAACAA